Molecule: messenger RNA, 117 nt
Organism: Paramecium sonneborni
Lineage: Eukaryota; Ciliophora; Oligohymenophorea; Peniculida; Parameciidae
Source: the annotation of a GenBank genome assembly
AUGAUGGUACAGAUGCUUUUAAUGAUUUACUUAAUCAAAACAUAUCCAUAAUUAGGAUAUGAAGGAGUAAUUAUGAGAGGAUAAUCUAGUAAAAUAAGACUAUAACUGAAUAAUUGA